AUGGGAUCGGAAUUACCGUUUGGCGGUAAACCAGUCCUGUUCGCCGGCGACUUUAGACAAAUAUUACCGGUCGUCCGCAGAGGAACGAGGAGCGACAUCGUCAGAUCGUCGAUUAAGUACAACGCUCUGUGGCGCGAAUUGGAACAGUUCAGUCUGACGCGAAACAUGCGCGCUGACAACGACGUGAACUUUGCGAAUUGGUUGCUUCAGCUAGGGAGCGGUCAGUUGCCAACGGUCGACGGUGUUCCGGACACCGUCGAAAUACCUCGACAUAUGGUAUGUGACGUUGCAGAUUUGAUUGAUUUUGUUUUUCCACAGCAAAUGUCUUUGGUCAACAUCGACGAGUUUGCUCGGAAAAUAAUUUUAUGUCCCAGGAACGAUGAAUGCAGGCAAGUCAAUCGCACGGUGCUACAACGCAUCGACGGUGCACACAGAAGCUACACCGCCAUCGACACUGUGGUGGUAGACGAUCCCGAUGAGGCAGCCAAUUAUCCGACAGAGUUCCUCAAUACUCUAGAACCAGACGGAUUGCCUCCGUACAACUUGACCCUGAAAGUAGGUUCAAUUGUCAUGUUGUUGAGGAAUCUAGAUUCAAAGAGGCGACUUUGCAACGGCACAAGGUUGGUCGUCACUGAACUGAGACGUUACAACUUUAAGGCGAGAAUGUUGUCUGGUAAUGCACAGGAAGACAUUGUCAUACCUGCGAUGCCUCUCACAUCCAGUGGAGAAGAUGAACUGCCCAUCAUAAUGCGACGAGUACAGUUUCCCGUACGGCUGUCUUUUGCGAUGACCAUUAACAAAUCACAAGGUCAAACUUUUGAUAGAGUGGGAUUGCUUCUGCCUUCACCGGUUUUCACGCACGGACAACUGUACGUGGCGUUUUCGCGUGUGAGGGACUCGCAAUCAAUUAGAAUUGGUCACCUAUGGACAGCCAAUUCAAUGACGGAGAGAAAGUUUGACAACCUCCACGUGGUUCUCUUUGGAUGCAAAUUAACUUUGGAGAUAAUUUGUAACUAA
This is a messenger RNA of Melanaphis sacchari, 1017 nucleotides long. RefSeq names its product ATP-dependent DNA helicase PIF1-like. The transcript has 2 exons. Bases 1 to 1017 code for a protein of 338 amino acids. Gene Ontology annotation, biological process: telomere maintenance; DNA repair. Gene Ontology annotation, molecular function: DNA helicase activity. The record is from RefSeq and is a predicted model, not a curated record. Lineage: Eukaryota; Metazoa; Arthropoda; Insecta; Hemiptera; Aphididae.